CACAGGCACAUACACACACGCAUAUACCCAGAUACAUGUACAUACACAAAAAUACAUAUGCACAGACACAUGUACAUACAUACACAGACACAUGUACAUACAUACACAGACACAUGUACGCACAUACACACAAACACACACACAUACAUGUACAUACACGCAGACACAUGUACAGAUACACACAUGUACAUACACACAGACACAUGUACAAUUGUACAUGCAUACACAGACACACACAAACAUACACACACCCCCCCAUAAAAAAGUUGCAGUACUUUGUUGUUCACUCACAGAUCCAGGUACUGCACUCUAGGGGGGGGGGGGGGGCAGAGAGCACAGCACACACUCCUUGCUUUACUUUCACUGCGCUUAGCUAUUGAG
Molecule: messenger RNA, 381 nt
Organism: Staurois parvus
Lineage: Eukaryota; Metazoa; Chordata; Amphibia; Anura; Ranidae
Source: the annotation of a GenBank genome assembly